Messenger RNA from Onychostruthus taczanowskii (white-rumped snowfinch), 1362 nucleotides. It is a transcript of the gene NRGN, whose product is annotated as neurogranin. Lineage: Eukaryota; Metazoa; Chordata; Aves; Passeriformes; Passeridae. Bases 225 to 446 code for a protein of 73 amino acids. The transcript is spliced from 3 exons. The record is from RefSeq and is a predicted model, not a curated record. Gene Ontology annotation, molecular function: calmodulin binding.
AAAAAAAAAAGAGGAGAAAGGGAGGAAAAAAAAAAAUAAGGCACCCCUCCUUCCCCCCCAAAAGCCUGGCAGGGGUGUCGGGCUGAUAGGCUCGCCCGGAGGAAAGCGCAUUACGUAGGCAAGCGGCUCCGCUCAACUUGCCACCUGCGCCGGGAGAGCUGCCGGGGAAGCGAGAUCCUGCCGGAGCCCCUCGCCCGCCGCUGGCCGCCCACCCGCCCUCCGCCAUGGACUGCUGCAAUGAGGGAGCCUGCACAAAGCUGGACGAGGACAUCCUGGACAUCCCUUUGGACGAUCCUGAUGCCAAUGCGGCAGCUGCCAAGAUCCAGGCUAGUUUCCGUGGCCAUAUGACCCGCAAGAAGAUCAAAGGGGGUGAGAUUGAUCGGAAAACCAAGGACGCCGAGUGCGCCAACAGCACCCGCGGCGGCGACCUCCGCAACGGCGACUAGGGGCCACCAGCUGCUCACCGGAAACCCCUCGCCACCGACUCCCUCCCACCGCCGCCCGCCGAGGCCCAGGAGCCCCCGCUUCACCCCCUGCCCCCCGCAUGCGUUCCCCGGGGUCCCCCGACAGCCAGGCCCUGCCCCUGCCCCUGGCUGCCCCCCCCCAGCCCAGACACCCCCCGCCCCAAUAAACGCCCCUGCCAGAGCCCCGGCCUGUCCUCGGUGCCUUCUGAUGUCACCGGCAGAGCGGUGAGGUCACAGCGGGCGGGGGGGGAGGGGCGUGGGGCAGGUGUGCCCAGCAGGGAUCUCCCAUGUGUACCUGCAAGCAUGUGCAGGCACGUGUGACAUCACUGCCAGGCGUGUGACGUGACAUCAGGGUGUGGUGUGACAUCACCCGUGGGUGGAGGUGACUUGUGGGGUGCUGGCAUGAGAUGGGCAGUGAUGUCACUACUGGACAAGUGACAGCUGCUGUGACACCAUGCAGGUGUGUGUGAUGUCACUGCUGGAUGUGUGACACCGUGCAGGUGUGUGUGAUGUCACUGCUGGAUGUGUGACACCAUACAGGUGUGUGUGUGAUGGCUGGAGUGACAUCAUUCCACUGAGUGUGAUGUCACAACUAGGUGUGACUGUGGGUGUGACAUCAUACAGGCACAUGUCACAUCACUGCUGCUGUGUAAUGGCAAGUGUGACAUCAUGCAGGCACACAUGACAUCCCUGAUGGACAUGUGACAUGCCUGUAUGGCAUCAUCCAGGCAUCAGUCAGAUGCUGUGAUGUCACACACUCACUGUGGCGUUCUACCUCCUGAUGCAGGGAGUGACAUCACGGUCACAGGGUGUGACGUACAUCAUGAUGUCACCUUACCCUGAGGAGCCUGGCUGGUGCACUGUGACAUCACCCUGCCCUAUGACAUCACCCAGAAAG